This is a messenger RNA of Drosophila takahashii, 1136 nucleotides long. Its product is annotated as ribonuclease H2 subunit A. Gene Ontology annotation, biological process: mismatch repair; DNA replication, removal of RNA primer. NCBI's taxonomy places the organism in Eukaryota, Metazoa, Arthropoda, Insecta, Diptera, Drosophilidae. The record is from RefSeq and is a predicted model, not a curated record. Gene Ontology annotation, cellular component: ribonuclease H2 complex. Gene Ontology annotation, molecular function: RNA-DNA hybrid ribonuclease activity; RNA binding.
CGCGCAAAAUGUCGGACCAAGAAGAUAUAGAAAUAAAGCAGGAAAACCAGACCAUAGAGGAUACAGAUGAGAAGGACGAAAAGCCCGAUGAUAAAGACAUCACAGACAAGAUCACCUCCUUGAAGAGCUUAGGCCCCUUUAUAGCCAGUAAAGAAAACAGCAGGAAUACGAUCUACCUGAGCGAUGUUCCCGAUAUUUGCAAGGAUAAACCCUGCAUGCUGGGCGUGGACGAGGCGGGGCGAGGUCCUGUGCUGGGACCCAUGGUGUACGGCAUCUCCUACUGCCCGCUGGACAGCAAGAAGGCUCUCGAGGACCUGGGAUGCGCCGACUCCAAGCAGCUGACCGAGGAGAAGCGGGAUGUGAUCUUCAACGACAUCAACACCAAGGAUUACGCCACCAGCUGCGUGGGCUGGGCCGUGGAGAUCAUAUCGCCGAACACCAUCAGCACCAGCAUGUACCGAAGGUCGAAGUGCUCCCUCAACGAGGUCUCCAUGGACUCGGCAAUGGGCCUCAUCCAACGGGCCAUCGAUGCGGGUGUCAACAUAGCCGAGGUCUAUGUGGACACGGUGGGGCCGCCGGAGAAGUACCAGGAGAAGCUGCUCAAGCGCUUCCCCAGCUUCAAGAUCACCGUGGCCAAGAAGGCCGACUCCACCUAUCCGAUUGUCUCGGCGGCGAGUAUUUGCGCCAAGGUUACCCGCGAUCACGCCCUGAAAGUCUGGCGGUUUCCCGAGGGCGUGGUCAUCAAGGACAACGCCUUCGGCAGCGGCUAUCCGGGUGAUCCCGUGACCAAGCGCUUCCUGGCCGAGCACAUCGACCUGGUCUUUGGAUUUCCCCGCCUCGUGCGCUUCAGCUGGUCGACGGCGGAAAACGCCCUGGCCGACAAGGCCUACGACAUGGAGUUCGACGAGCCGGACUCCGAGAAGCCCAAAUAUGCCGGAACGAAGCUCACCAAGUUCUUCAAGGGCACCACCAAAUCCGGCGAGGUUAUUCGCGAAGAGUGCCGGUUCUUCAAGCAACGGCACCUCGGAAAUGUCAUGGAGUUCUAGGAUUAAGUUGGAAAUUAUAUUAUAAUUUAGAUGUCAAGAUCAGGGUUCGGAAAUUAACACACACUGUAAAAAACUUAUGUUAUUAACAUG